GGACGACAACCGUCCUUCACUUCUGGUCUUGGCCAAUAUGAGGCUGAUUGAUCGUUAGCAGUUUUACCUCUCCUCUUCCCCCUCCUUUGCCUCACAAUGGCAGGGCUCAUUAAAAAUCAGAUACUUAAGCAUUUAUCAAAAUUUGCAAAAAAUGUAUCGUCAGACAGUGUAAACGUGAGCACUCUGAAGGGAGAGGGAGAACUCACAAACUUAGAGCUUAAUGAAGCUGUACUGACAGAUCUUCUUGAGCUUCCGACAUGGCUUCGUAUCACACGAGCAAGAGUAAACAAAGUCAGCCUGAAAAUACAGUGGACGAAGCUCAAGAGUGUACCCAUAGUUGUGAGCCUGGAUGAAGUUCAGGUGGAAAUGGAGACAUGCACCGAACUGCGAUCACAAGGUGGCCAGUCCGUCCUCCCAUCCUAUAGUUCGGGAGGACGCUAUGGCUUCUCUGACAAGGUCAUUGAUGGCAUGACUGUUACUGUUAACUCAGUGCUAAUCACCUUCCGUAGUCCUGCAUUUCAUGCUUCAUUUCAGCUUUCUCGAAUCGUACUGGAUUCCAAAAACCCAUUCUGGCUCAAGGCAGACCUUCGGACAACACGGCUGAAAGAUGUAGAUCGAGGAGAAGUACUCAUCUUCAAAGAGCUCUCUUGGCAAACGUUACGGAUAGAAGCUCGGUCAACUCGUGACCAAACGCUCACACCCCUCAGACUUAUAACUAAUCAAGCACGUUGCAGAAUUACUAUUAAAAAGAAAUUAGCAGACUGCUCGGUAGUUGGGUGUCGUCUGGUGUUGCUGAUGGACGAUGUGUUGUGGGUGUUAACCGACUCCCAACUCACUGCAGCUUUCCAUUUUCUUGACUCGCUCUCGGAUCUAAUUCGACAAGCAACUCAGCAAUCACAAAAAACAAAGGCUAUAAGGAAGCUAGAAUCUUUGCCGGAGUUCCAGGCACAGCAAACACAGCAUGUCGGAGGAAGUGGUGCACAGCAACGUGGAGCUAAAGUCAGCAGUGGUAGAUGGGCACCACAGGCCCAAACCAAUCUGACUAAAGCCUUUAACAAGUAUGAUGUGCCGGAGACUUCCUACCACUUUUAUUCGGAGAGGAUCGACUUGCAUUUUUGUGAUGAUCCUGGACCGGGACGGUCGGGUCACCCAGAUUUGUCGACGGGCGCUGCCCUCCAGGUUGCCUUGUGUCAGCUAGAGCUGGAUUUCUACCCGUACCAUCUGGCUGCUGGUGACAGAGGACACUGGAUAAAAUAUUGUGUGGAUUGUGGGCCAGCAUUGUGGGCUCAGGCUGCCUUAGCACAGUUUAAGACUCUGCUUACAGACACAUUGAACUCAAGUCGAUCCACCCACACGCCUCUCUCUCGUGCUCCUCCGCAUACACGACACGAUGCUUCAUACCAGACUCCGGGUGGUCGUACAGGGCCUGGUGAAAGUGGUGGUGCAACCCAGGGUAGCCCUCUGAAGUGCGUGGUAGCUACACAACUUCGGCAGCUUAUGUCAUCGUGUUGUGUGCUUCGUAUCAAUGAUUAUUGUGUUUAUAGAGUAUCGACUUCUAAACGAAAACAAGCUCCGAAGGAAUUUAUCUCUGGGGACAAGGAGCGCUUCAAGCUGCCUACACAGAUGGCCAGCCUCCACCUGGAGUUUACCACGUACUAUUAUCCAGCAGACUCAGAGUUCCCAGUGCCACCUCCCAAAUUGUACCUGCAACUGAAUCCCUUACAAGUAACAUUUGAUCCUCUCUCCAUCCUCUGGAUCAACUCCUUUGCUCGAAGCUUGCAACGUGCCACCGUUACCGAGCCAUCGCCCAGUUCCUACCUCGAUGUACACUUAGAGGCCAUCAUGCCUAGAGCUGUAAUUGAUGGAGUGGGUGAACACAGUAACCAGCGAGACCGUCCACAUGCUAUGCACAUCCAGGCAUCCCGAGUCAUUCUCUCCAACAUGCGACCAGCCGACCCAACUCUGCCUGGGUCUCUGGCCUCUCUGGCAACUAGUCUUGAGGCAGCCCAGCAAGGAGAGCUCUUUUUUGCCUCAACUUUUCCAGCAUCAUCAACAGACUUCCAACCCAUAUGCCAUAAGUUUGUGAAGCAUGCCAUGGGUGAAGAUAACGUAAGAGCUGCUCCUGUAGUAGAGAGUGGGUUAUAUGAAGCCAUCUCUGGCAUGAAGCGUGAUGCUCUCUGGAUCCAGGCACGAGAUAUCCUCUUCAUACACUGUGAACCACUAUGGGUGGAUUUUUUUGGGGUGCCAGCGGCACGCAACAGACCCGUUCCUUUUGUUGAUGCUUUCCCUCUCUCUCUCUGGAUCUACAUCAAGCCAAAAUCUAGUCUUUCUGUUACUUCAAGAAAAUCAAGUGUAGAGUCAUGUGAAGAUAAAGACUUGAGACCCCAUAGGCAUUUAUUAAAAAACUAUUACAGUGAAGAUUCCAACAAAGGCUGUAGUGGGGAGGAUAAAACACAGUCCACUCAUGGGCCAGGGGACAAGGGAGAGGGUAGUCGACAGGAAGCUGCCACACACAUACUUGCUCACACGCCAAGUCUAGUCAGUGCCCAGCUUAAUCAUUACCAAUACCUGUUCCUUAUGCGACAAUUAGAUGUUAUUACAGAGCUCACGUCUUAUCUUACUUAUGAUACGAUUAACAUUCUGACUCACCCCACCAUGGCAGGUGUGGCCUUAACUCAGGAAAACCUGGGGGACACUAUAGUGGUGUCUGCUGUGGUGCCUCAAGUGGAUGUGUCAUUAGUGAUGCCGCCUCCACAUCCCAGCAAAGACUUUAUCGCUGGCGACAUGGAAAGUUUUCUUCCUGACUCGUCGUCCACAGCAGAUCUCCACGACUUAGGUUCUCCGAGCUGUGAAGUGAGAAACUCUGCCUCAGAACACAGUUUUGUCCAGAAGGCAAGUGAAAUAGAUGCUUGCUCUAUUACCAGUGAUAUCACUAAGUCCUACAGUGUUGAUCAGCUAACUUCACCGCAACCAGUGCCAGCAUCUACCUCCAUCACCAGGCAGCCAUCAAACGCUGCCAAUGGCAACAUAAACCAACCUCCGGUUAGUCAACACUCUCCAGUCAGCACAGGUAAGCAACAGUCGCCGUCACCUGCUGUAAAACAUGCCGCUAUCAGACAACUGUCAAUUAGCUUGACCGACCUUCCCUGUAGCGGCCAGAUUUUCGACGUUGAAGAUUCCCAUGUCAAUGGCCCAUUGAUGCAAUUAAACCUUCAGGGCAACCUUAAUGCCGGCUUCAUUUCCAUGCGUAAAGGCCUUACUAGUGGUUUCACAAAUCUUAUGUCCACCCUUGAGUCUGCAGUGAAAACUAGUCCAGAAGACAUGAGUGACACUCUUUCAGUUCGUAGCGACCUGAGUUCUGAGAGCGACAACUUCGUCUUGGUCAACAUUGAGUCAGAACGAACAGACAGUGGUCUAGGUGGAAUGGACGCUCUGUUUCGCGUGGAAAACAAGCCACCUCCGUCGUCUGUAGAACUUGCAUCGGAAGUGUUUGAAGAACCAACUCCUAGUGAAAUAUCUGAUGUCACCAGCUCCUUCAGGAGGAAAGAUUCAAUAUCUGUAGUAACAUUCAAAAUGAGCCGAAUGCAGAUUGUACAAGAAUCACGGGGCUAUGAGUCAACUGUGAAGGUCCAGUGCUGCCAUCUUGUGUGCGAGGAGUGUUCUACCAUGGGCUACGACGAGUUCCAGAAACGUCCAGGUUGCAAUGAUGGUCGUAAGACGAAGUUCAGCAGUCGAUGCAGAGGUUGGUCAGAUUCUUUAGCUGCCACAGAUCCUUGCUGCCUCAAGAUUCGUCUAGACACACAUGUUGAACCAACAUCUCCCGGUGCCGAAGAACCAAGGGGCAUCUCGGGAGCCCCUCUUCCCGUGCUGAUAAAACCUUUCCUUGAAGGUCAUGUGGCUGAUCUUAAUAUGUCGCUUCUGAUGAGCACUAUAACAGGUCUGGUUGACCUGAUAGAGGACGAGGUCAUGCCACAACCAUUUCCUAUGGAGAUACUGAUGGAGCGCAUAGGACUUCAGUUGACAGAGGAUAGAAUACCAGCUAAUAUCACUUCUCCAGGUUCCGUACCCACUGUAGUGUGGCUCCCAAGACUUAUUGUAAAGCGUGACAACGAUGGUGUCUUUACACUUCUUCCUCAGAGUGAGGAGAGCUGUGAAGCACAGUUGAUAAAAGAUGAACGUGACAGAUUAAAAGAAGAAUUAAAUCGGGUGCGGCAACAGCUAGCGAGUGCUCAAGAAGCUAACCGCUCCCUGCAAGAAGAAGUGACGAAGUUGAACGAGAACAAGUCCACUCUUGGGUUCUCACUACCAAAGUUUCCUCUUCCGUAACAAAGUUUUGUGCUUCCAGUCAUGUGUGUGGUAGAGUGAGUGGCAUAGUGGCAUUUAGCUUCCUCAUACACACGAAGCCAUCAGCAGCUAUAUGCCACAGAUAAGUAACAGUUUGUGAUAAAACAACCUCAUGAAAUGGCCAGUUUUCUUACUUAAGGCGUGCACUUAGAAUAUAAGUAUUUGUAGGGUAUAAUAUAUUUUCAUUUAUCUUUUUUUUUUAUGAGCAGAAAGGUUCAUGGAAGUGCAAUAUUACUUUAAAUAGUUUUACUAAAUAAAAAAACCUUGGGAUACACUUAUACAAUGGCAGGAGUUAGUUCCAGUAUUAGUAAAGAGUACAAACAAGUACAUUAAUACCAGU
Molecule: messenger RNA, 4684 nt
Organism: Procambarus clarkii (red swamp crayfish)
Lineage: Eukaryota; Metazoa; Arthropoda; Malacostraca; Decapoda; Cambaridae
Product: bridge-like lipid transfer protein family member 3B
Source: RefSeq, a predicted model, not a curated record